AUGUCAGUGUAUCCACCCUGGGUCCUGGAUGGCAAUCAGCCAAACAUACACCUCUCAGAAGUAACCAACAAUCUGCCACAGCCAGUGAGGCUGAUGGGCCAUGGGACCUCUGAUAACAUGAACUGGGCUGGUCUACUGCAGAAUCUGCUGGUCGUGGUCCAUCUUCGGCAGACCGUAUGUGGUUCAAUCCAAUUUUCCAUCCCAGAGGAACUGGAGGCUGGUAUUCUGGCUGGGUCACUUAGUAAAUACUUUCCCCCUCCAUAUCAGCUCCUGACCCGGGAGUAUCUGUGGAUGGAUAAAAACACGGGGGAUUUCUACACCACUGGGCAAAAGAUGGAUCGUGAGGCCCUAUGCCCCAAAGAGACAAAAGCCGAGGGAUGCAUUAUCCUACACAAUGCUGUCGUGGGGCCCUCAGGAGACCUUAUACAGUUCUCUGUGAUCACUGAGGACAUCAAUGACAAUGCACCUCAUUUUGAAAACAGUGAAAUACACCUGACGGUGUCUGAGGACGUGACUGUAAGGUCCAGUUUUCUAUUGGAUGAUCAGGCUCAGGAUAGAGAUAGUGGACGUAACGGAGAGUUGCAGUACCACCUAGAAGGUUCUGAAGGGAUUUUCAGUUUGAAAGUUGAAGACGGCCCUGUCAUCAUGUUGGUAGUGCAAACUGUUCUGGACAGGGAGAAUCAAGACCAGUAUCGCAUGAUGCUUGUAGCCAGUGACUGCGGCACAGAGCCUUUAAGUGCUACAGCAACCCUGGUGGUCAAAGUGACAGAUGUUAACGACAACUGUCCAAGCUUUAGCUCAGAAAGUUCCAGCCGUGUCACCGUCCCCGGAGACUCCCCCAAAAACAUGGUGAUUGCUCAAGUCAAAGCCACAGAUCCAGAUUUAGGUGCAAAUGCUGCCAUCGUUUACGCCUUCAGUCCCAAAGUCUCUGAGCGGGUCAAGAAUCUCUUUAAGCUGGACAGCCACACUGGGUACAUCAGACUAAAACAGGACCUAAAGAGUGACACUGCCGAGGAGCUGGUUUUGAAAGUGUUAGCUAGUGGCCUUCACUGCUCCCCAGAAGACACUCAGGUAACUGUAUCUGUGCUCCCCAAGGCAAAUCAAGAGCCAGAGAUAAAGAUUGGGUUCAUAGUAAAGCAUCAAAACCAUACUAUGGUGUUACCAGAGAACCAGCCGCCUUCUAUCUUAGCUAUUUUAGAGCUCGGGGGUGACAGCAGCAUAAAAGAUGCAUCACUUUCCAUUGUGGGUGAAGUGCCUUUCACUUUAAGUCCCCAGAAUGGCAAAUACCUACUUUCCACAUCAAAGCCCUUAGACUACGAGAGGAAAAACGAGCAUCAUAUUUCUGUGGUGGCGCAAAGGAGAUCAGCUGAAGGGUCUGUGAUCAAGUCGACGACACAUGUCAUCAGAGUGCUGGUGGUGGAUGUCAACGAUAAUGCACCGCAUUUCCCACGUUCUCACUACGAGCUAGAGGUGGAGGAGAACAACCAGCCGGGUAUGGUACUACUGUCAGUCUCAGCUUCUGAUGCAGACAGCGGAAAUAAUGGGAGGGUGGCUUACAGGCUGAGUAAACACAUGUCUGACAUCUUCAAAAUUGACCCUGUAACAGGUCAACUUUCCGUGUUGGCUUCUCUGGACAGGGAGCAGCAGGACGUGCACAGGUUUACCUUGUUAGCACAAGACGGCGGCUCUCCGCCUUUGAAAGGAGUGGCGAAGGUAUCCAUUUUUGUUCUGGACCAGAAUGACAAUGCGCCUGUGUUUCUAACUCCUCACUUCAUCUUUUCCAUACCUGAGAAUGCGCCACCUCUCACCAAGGUGGGCAGAUUAGGGGUGAUAGAUCCAGAUGAUGGGGAGAAUGGGAAGCUAGAGUUGCAUGUGUUAAGCAGCAGCGGACAUUUUGUAGUGGAUAACGGCCAACAGACAUUACGCACCGCAAAAAAAUUGGACAGAGAGGAAGAGGACCACUACGAGCUACAACUGCUGGCUUGUGAUCACGGUCACCCAAUUGCUUUGACCUCCACUGCCCGAAUAACUAUUUUUGUGGAGGACAUUAAUGAUAACCAGCCAAAAGUGAUCAUUCCCAACAGUAACCUCUCAUGUCUGGUUGUCUCUCCAGGAACAGCCCCUGGCAGCAUGGUAACAAAGAUCUAUGCCUUAGAUGAGGACUCAGGGCUAAAUUCAGAGAUAACAUAUACAAUUGUGGUGCGAGAUCCAGCUCACAAAAAGCCUGUCCAAGUGGAUUCAAAGUCAGGAAACAUCACACUGACUCACUCACUGCUACAAAAGGACCAAGGAAUGCAUCACCUGUUCAUUAUGGUGAGUGAUGGAGGGACACCAGCUCCGCUUUACGCCACCGUCUGGGUUAAUAUAUUAGUCACCAACACCACGGAGCCUUGCCACCUGGAUAGUGUGCCCACGUCUUUGUCUUACACUCUGGCACAAACACCCCCAAAGGCGCCUAUCUGCGAGAUGAACAGCGGAGCAAACAGAUCUGCUCAGGUGAUUCUACUGGUGGGCCUGAGUAUGAUGGCAGCAUCCAUUUGUUUGCUAGUGUUAACAGUUGUUUUAUUCUUGAAACAAAAGCAAAGAAAUGCAGAGCACAGCAAGAGGGGACAUUUUGUGGAGAACGAGAUUCCACUCAGGAUCAAAGAUAAAUAUUACUCUGAUGACUAGGAAAAUAAAGAAGGCACAUUUGUACAGUGUCAA
Thalassophryne amazonica is the source of this 2703-nucleotide messenger RNA. It is a transcript of the gene pcdh20l, whose product is annotated as protocadherin 20. NCBI's taxonomy places the organism in Eukaryota, Metazoa, Chordata, Actinopteri, Batrachoidiformes, Batrachoididae. Gene Ontology annotation, cellular component: plasma membrane. The record is from RefSeq and is a predicted model, not a curated record. Gene Ontology annotation, biological process: homophilic cell-cell adhesion. Gene Ontology annotation, molecular function: calcium ion binding.